GCCGGGACUGCGCGCCGCCGGGGGCGAAGCGCCUUCCCUCGGGUCUUCGCGUCUGGUCCUCACGCGGCCCCCGCGGAGACCAGCCUCUUUCUGUACCAUCCAAGUCAGAGCUGACGAAGAAGUAUUCAGACGCUAAGAGCUGACGAAGAGCCAUGGAUACACCUGCACGUAAAGAAAAAUCCAAAGUUAAAGAACCUGUCAGCAGAGUUGAGAAGGCCAAGCAGAAAUCAGCCCAGCAGGAGCUGAAGCAAAGACAAAGAGCAGAGAUCUACGCCCUCAACAGAGUGAUGACAGAGCUGGAGCAACAGCAGUUUGAUGAGUUCUGCAAACAAAUGCAGCCUCCUGGAGAGUGAGCCACCUACGUUCAAAGGACACGGGACCCUGGAGGCUUUGUUUGUGAGCUUGUACCCAGUUUUAAACUGAGGUGGCCCAUUUGGAGCCUUACAGAACUAGACGAGAAGACACUUGUGUUGUUCCUAAAUCUGGAUGAAUCUGAACUUCCUAUAUGUAACUUCUGCGUCACUGGUUCCUCCAAUAUGAAUUGGCCCAGCACUUGCUGAAGAGACUUAUUUUAUUCUUCUAAGGCAAUAGAUUCUUUUAAAAAAAAAAAAACUUUUUUCUAUUAUUUGAGAAAAAUCAGUGUUUCUUAUGAAACUGUAAAUCUCCAAAAAUACAAAUAAAAUACUAAUGAAAUGUUCCCUUCCUCACUUUAGUUUGGGUAUGCCUACCUGUAAAAAGUAGUCAAAGGACUGCAGCAGGUAAGAAGGGAGGUGAGGACAAGGGAAUGUAGAGGAUAGGAGAGAAGAUAAAGAACUUAACUGUUACCAUUCUUCAUUCUUCCUGGAGCUAAAGCUCUGCAGACCAUAGAGAACCUAAAUUUUUGCCACACACAUAUAAAUAUGUGAUUCAGAUCGGUUCCUCGAGAACCCAUCCGUCCACCCACCAUCUCCAAGUGCAGAAAUGUCAGGUUACUUAUGCUGCAAACAUUUCUAUCAGGAGUGGUGGUGGUUCAUACCUCAGUGUUAGCAGCAGAAUGAAUUUAAUGCUGAGCAAUAAGAGAGAUUAUUCAUUCAGGAUAUUUCAUUUCCAUAUAUUCCUCAGGAGUAGGGAGAAUGAUGUCAGAAAGUGGACUAUGUAGGGGGAUGAGGCAGAUUACUUAGGGCAAAAGAGUCAAACACCGCCAUCCCUUUACUCUCCACACUGACAAUAUUUUCCCUACUGUGGCUGGGAACAUCCCCAAUCCAUUCCUCUGACCCCUGCUGCCUCUGAAAUCACUGUGAAUAAUGUUCUCAUUGCUGGACUUGUUUUAGGUCUUCUCUGAAUUUGGUCAGUUCAAAAUUUAGUAUUUUUGGAGCACCUACUAUGUCCAGGCGCUGACAGUGUGCUGGCUUUAAGACUGUAUGUGGAGACGUUCUCAAAGUGGAGUUCCUAAAAUAUUUUGAUAAAGGGUAGCAUCACUGAAAAUAGAGUACAGCAUUGAGGACCCCAGGUAUAUUUAUAAAAUUCUCAUCACAUCAUAGUCAGCUUGUCUGUAACUCACUAGAGGACAUGGUGAAAUCACUUCAUCUACAAAGUAUUUUGAAGGGUAGCUCUGUGGGAGGCAGCAGAAAGUAAACUACAGGAGUUUAAGAUCUAGUGGGGCACAGACAUACUCAUCUAAGCAUGAAAACAUAAAUGAUAUAUUACAUGAAUACAGAGUAAGGGGGUCAAGGAGCUAUCUGUUCCUUUAUAGUCAAAUCACAGUAAUGAGGACUUCUUUGGAUUUUUAUUUUUAAAACCUAAAUUUAAAUUUAAUGCAUAUUUGCCACAUACUUUGAACUGCAGACCUCAAGAAGUUAGAGAAAAGGUAAUCUGGUGACCUAGUUAGGGAAGGGGCAGACUAACCAAAAAUCUUUUUUAGUAUAACAUCUGGAGCAGAAAGUCCAGAGGCAGUGCUAGGAGUCAUCAUUUCCAGUGAACUCAAGGUCUUCGUCAAGUGCAACUUUAGGGUACUGUACAAACUAUUCUUUUUUGAUUUGUAUUUUAGCAUAUGAAGUAACAUUUGAAUGUCUGGCAUUUUUGAGAUUAGGGACAAAAACACAUAAUGAGAUCCUGAAAACCAAACCAUGUCCUCGAGCUGCCAGUGUGUCUACUCUAAAAAAAGCAAAAGGCAUGAAUUUUGACUGCUGAACUACAGAAUUGUAAGUUUCAAGUCUCUGCACAUUCAAACAGCAAUGAACAGGGUGAUGUGAUGGUCCUUUGAUUAGUUUUGCUGUGGAGAGUCACAGUCUGCAAGUUAAGAAGUGUUUCAGUAAGCACCUCCCUCCAGAUUAAUCGCCAUCAGGCAGGCCCAAGAUGGAGGCAAUGCCAGUGUUGAGAGGUUUCACUCCUUUCCAAGGAGUUAACAAGCUGGGGACAGCUGGAACUCAAACUUGGCCCAAAUGUAACUUGGAAAAAUUCUGUUCUCUGUGAUAUAAACAAUUAUUUUCCCUUAGCAGUUCAGAACCCUGAAUAAAGGGGAGGGAGUGAAGGCCAAUGGUCUGCUGCAAGUUGCUCUGGUUCAGGGUAAGAGACUGAUGACGUACAUAACACGUGCAUAACACAGUGAAAAAGGGAGCUUUAGUGAAGAUAAAGCAAGGUGUGGCCCAACAUGCUGGCAUAAACCCCACGGAGGCAAGUGGGUACUGAUAGAACUAUUCAGUUUCCUCCCUGCUGUAGCUUAAGACACAUUGCCUUGCCCCAUAGAGCAUCUGGAAAGAAGAUGUAGGAGAGCGACCACAUCAGGCAGUAAAAAGCAGUUAUGGAGAAUGGAAACAAAAACAGCAUGAUGACACCUGGAAGAAGAAAACAGGCAAACAUGCCAUGGUCAUGAAGUUAUCUUGUAAGUAGCGCCCACCCUCUGCUUGCCUAUCCCCUCCUUAGUUCUCAUUCAUAGUGCCUAAGAAACAAAAACAAAUGAGACAUGAGUCCUGCCUUUAGGAAGUUUUGUCUGUAUGUAGCUGGACUUGUAAUCUAAUGCAAUGUCAGGUUUCAUUUAGAUCAGAAACCAGUCCUAGCCAAGAAUAAAUAUGAGUUGACCAGAUUUCUUUUAGGGAAAAAUAUACGUAUAAAUACACAAUAUAUACAUAU
This is a messenger RNA of Talpa occidentalis (Iberian mole), 3108 nucleotides long. RefSeq names its product small vasohibin binding protein (gene SVBP). Gene Ontology annotation, cellular component: apical part of cell. The coding region runs from base 153 to 353 and encodes 66 amino acids. The record is from RefSeq and is a predicted model, not a curated record. The transcript has 3 exons. Lineage: Eukaryota; Metazoa; Chordata; Mammalia; Eulipotyphla; Talpidae. Gene Ontology annotation, biological process: negative regulation of protein ubiquitination; protein secretion.